UCAUUUUCUAGAAGAAAAUCUUUUAAGCCCAAAAAAUUCUCAUGUCAGUGUCUCGGUAAGAUUAAAAAAAACAGACAAUAUUUAGUAAUACACCUUGGGUCGCUGUUAACCUCCUAGGAACUGCGCUUUCUAUGCACUCCCAGUCAGGGGUCCAAUUUUAUUGAUUCGUGUCGAUCUGAGUGUUCAUGGCCCGGUGCAAAUUUUUACAAGCUGGUGGCCUGUGUAGUGACAAAUUUGACAGAGUUCCAAAGUGCGGGACACUCGUCUCGCUGAUCUGCUAACAACUGCGUGACUUUGUUUUAUUUUCCAGAUAAAUGUUUUGAGGUACUUCUAGACGCAUUUAGCUAGCCAGAAAGUUAUUCUCGAAUCGACAAUCCUCGCGGUGAAUAACAGUUGAACGAGUGAAGAUGUCGUCAGGAGAUGCGAAGAUUGAUGCCCUCGCGGGAAAGCUUGUCAUCAAGGCGCAAUUGGAGGGCGAUAUCCGACGUAUUGCCAUUCACAAUGAGGAUAUCACCUUCGAUGAGCUCAUCCUCAUGAUGCAACGGGUCUUCCGAGGAAGUCUCUCCACUCAGGACCAGAUAACUUUGAAAUAUAAGGAUGAGGAUGGUGACCUCGUGACUAUCGUUGAUAAUUGCGAUGUCUCCCAGGCUAUUCAAUGUUCGAGAGUGUUACGUCUCCGCGUUCUUGUGCAAAAUGAAGACGCGAACGCAAUAACCGAUCUUCGGGCGGAGCUGCUGGAAGUGCGGAACAAAGUCGACCAACUAAUCGAGAAGACCUAUUCGCUUAGCUUGGGCAGCGGAGAAUCAAAUAAUAAGGCAGCAUUAGAACCAGCAGCGAAAGUAAAUGGAGAUUUAGGCGUAUCUUCACCGCCAGGAGGUUUAAAUGACUGUUUACGCUUAAUCAAGAAGGAUCAGGGAGUACUUUUCCCAGCGCAAGGAAAUUCAACACAAAAUGCUUGUUCUCCAGGGUCUGUUAACGUGCCCUUAUCACGACCAGGCUCUACUCAGCAACAGAUAGCACCCAAUGCCUCUGGGCCCUUUCAACCGGUUGUAAACCGCGCUCCCCCGAAGGUGGGCGAGAUGAGCCCAUCUCCAGCAGGGCGUAGUGCGACUCCGCAGUCACAAGGUGGCUCGCAGGUCGGUGAGACGUCCGCCCUUCAUCAACAGGCGUCCGGCCAACAGCACUCUUCAAGCCCGGGAGAACUGUUCAACCCUCAGCAAGGCCCUGGCUCUAUUCAUCAGCAGAAUCCGCCACAACCUGGACCGAAUCAACAGGCUUCCCAAACCCCGAUUGGACACACAGUUGCGUCUAACCAAGGUGUUGCGUCGCUAUUCCCAUCUCCAGGGGUCGCUCCAUCGCCAGCUCCGAUGCGCAUGGCCCAAGUGGCUCCCCAAGGGUACCCUUCGCUGCCACCCACAUCAGCUGCCCAGCAGCCCACGUCGUCUCCGUACACCCAGCAGCAACAGCAACUUCCGAUUCAGGCGCAACAACCACAACAGCAGGGUCAGAACCCAUCGCAACCGAACCCUGCAGUAGUAGGCGGAAUGGUCGCCCCGUUAUCCCAGUCAGGCGUGUAUGUGAAGACGUCUGGAUCGCAGGGAGCGCCCCUUGGCUAUCUUCCACAAACAUUACAACAACCAGGCGGCGAUCUUCUCGCACAACAAAACCACGCACCUCCAACAAACCCAUCUCAAAGUGUGACGCCAGCAGGAGUCCCUCAGCAACCCCAACAGCUGCAACAACAACCGACUCAACAGCAAACACAGCCUUCCGCAAUGACGGGCCCACCACCCACAGGACCACCUCAGUUCGGCGGUGCUUCCCCCAGUGGUAACCCUUUUGCGCGCGGCAUUAACCAGUAUGCUCGGUACGCGCCUAUGCCUGGAGCAAACUCUAAUACAUACCACUGACCCUUUGCUUAAAAAGCAAAAAUACAAAGACUGGCCAGUAGGAAUCCAGUAAGGAGUAAUAAGGUAGCCGUAGCGCAAGAAUAGCUAAAAAAAGAUUUCGAUACUAAUUUAUGCGCAUUGACUGACGUUCUACGAAAACAUAGUAUUUUAUUUUCUAUCUGGGAAAGCAAGAAAGGGGUGCACUAGAUUAGUGUUUUUUGUUGAAUGAAAUAUAGUUUAAACUUGUAAAAGGUUCUACAGGGGAUGAUUUGGAUGCCGGAAGGGCAAUCGCCAGAAAAUCAAAGUUAGGCUUAGGGUGGCAAUAUCUGACUAUCUAGCCUGUCAUGCCUAUUUUACUUCAAACAGGGCUUAGUAUUAUUAAAUUUCUAUUUAAUGUUUAAAUGUGAUACGGUCAAGAAAUCCUUGCGUUGGAGUAGUUGCAAAAUAAUUUCUCUCAACGACAAGGAGUUCACGACGUAAUAGAGAACGCGUCUAGCAACUUUAAUUAAAAGCCUGUUAUUUGAAUAGGCUAUUCCAAAUGAAACUUCUUUCGGAUUUUCAAGAUUGGUGCACGGUCUCAUUAUCGUAACAGCCCAGGAUUAAAUUUACUUAUAUUUCUAGAUUUAGGCGACUUUGAUCUAUGCAUGUCUCCAAUUGGUUGGUAGUCGAUCAACCGAUCGUUUGAUGGAUAAAACGGCAAAUGGCUUUUACUAUUAACGAGAGCGUGUAUACGUGUUAAAUAGAUUAAUGGUUUAUGGGAUAUUCGAUAGCUAAAUAAAAGCCAUUUGCGAUGGGAUACAUUUAGCUGUAAGAUGCUCUUUUCAUACGAUGCUGCGGGUUGUGCCGGUGAAUUGAGGCAAUCAUAUCGGUUAACGGGCAGUGAACAAAAAAUGUGUUCGGGCCGGUUUUUUGCAUCGAGGGUACUAACCUGUGUACUGGUUAGUCAAUCUGGAACUGCUCGUUGGUCUAUUGAUAUAUAAAAAUCCACAAAAUAUGCAGACCCUAGCGUAUCAAAUCAUAAUGAAAUUUAAAAUUGUAACGAAUAUACUUUUCAAUAAACAUAAAUCUGUUCAUGUAACCUGACGAGAUCUGUAAAAAUUGGAUCGCACACCCAAAAACACAACAUCAAACAAUAGGAAUUGAGAAUGAUCUAUAUGCAUCUGAAUAAAGUUAGAAUGAACAGUAAUUAUCAGUGCUUACUCCCUUGCUUGAUCUUUAGCUCCGAUUUUUCAUUAUAAAAUACGUUUAAUGUUGGGUAUUGUGUUUUAGUGGAAAAUUGCUACGCUGGUGGUAAGAUCUCCAUGCAAUACAGUAGCUUAUUACCAUAACGGUGAGCUACAGUAAGGUCUGCUUACAUACAUAAACAAUUCAAUUUCCUACUUAGUGUCAGUGAAGAAUCAAACGUAAUACAUAACGAUCUUGCCGCCUAAUUAGUCUAAUUCCCAAAUAAAGUUUAUAGGGAGUUUUGAGAGUUUAAAUUUCUAGCCUUGUAGCAAACCCCAAAGAUUCGGCCUUCCGAUAUACAAUUCAUUCUUCGGUUCUUGAAUGGGUCGCAAAAGUCAAUAAUAGAACAAGGUUACGCGAAUUAGGGUAUUGAACGAUCUAUUGAAGAAUCCUUGUAGGUAUAUGAAAAGUUCAAACGGCUGAGCUGUAACAGCACAUACAUAUACAUAUCCUCAUUCAAGUAAGUACUCGGAAAUUAACAUGGCGUGAUCCCUAUGAUGUAAAUAGCCACAUCGAACCAACUCAAGAUUCUCGAAGACAAUGCUUCCAUAUCGCCGUUUGUAAGAAGAGUUGCAGCAAAAUUUUAGACUCGAUGAUCUUUUUCGGUAGGAACUGAUUUCUUAGGUUGAAGAAUUAAGGGUAUCGCAGCACCAAAAUCCCAGAUGCAAUAUAUAUUUGCUCUUUUUUUUAAGCAAUAGCACAUGUAUUACUGACCGUAAGUGUAAACUUACGAUUAAAAUGUCAUUGUUCGUAUGGGUGAUAGUGAGGAUAAGAGAUCUUAUGUGUUAGUUAGCGAAUUUUUAUAUUGGGUACUGCCGGUGCUUUAGACAGCAGAUAUCUUGGCCUAGACAACAACUACCUAAAGGCACACUCGAAAUAAGCACACUCAAAUAAUUCUUAUGUACGUACAUAGAAACUAAAUAAGAGGUAACCCCACCAACACGAUACGAAUGUGUUGAUUUUUUUUUAUUUCUGGCUUUGUUUGUGAAAUAAGAACAGUUAUGCAAAUUUAAGACUUAAGUUGCGUGGAGUCAGUAGACUCCACGCAACUUAAGUCUUAAAUUUGUAGAGCAACACAGUGGAUAUCUAACAGUUAGAUGCCCCCAUUUUUUUAAAUUCACAACAUACGUGAAUAUUCGCCUUGUAUUACACGUUGUACAAGCUGUACAUGCUAUCCAUAAAAAAUAAUGCAUUUUCUAUUGGUUGCUAAAUGAAAUAAAUGCUAUUUUAUCGUAGGUAAGGAAAAGUAAGAGCGAUACCUUUAAGCGAUACUAAGAAUUCGUAAGAUUCCUUUGGUUAGGUUAAUUUAAACAUUUAGAGAUAAGCUCGCUUUUGGAAGCAGCCGAUGCUUAAUAUGGCAUAGUCGUAGGAUGACGUAUGCAUGCCGUAUGUUUGAACACUUACGUGAACGUUAGAAAAUCUCUCGGAUAUUAUUUGCCCUACACAAUUUCACUUGAAAUGGCAUCAGCCUUUCAGUGAGACUAAAUAUCAUAAGACGCUCAUUACAAGAGUGAAUCGUACAUACUCUCUCAAGAUGAAAGAUAGAUAUCUGUGUAUAUAUGUAUUCUGACUUUGUAAUCAAUAAAUUCUAUUCCAAACAA
This is a messenger RNA of Varroa destructor (honeybee mite), 4714 nucleotides long. RefSeq lists its product as uncharacterized. NCBI's taxonomy places the organism in Eukaryota, Metazoa, Arthropoda, Arachnida, Mesostigmata, Varroidae. The record is from RefSeq and is a predicted model, not a curated record. Gene Ontology annotation, cellular component: endoplasmic reticulum exit site. Gene Ontology annotation, biological process: COPII vesicle coat assembly; endoplasmic reticulum to Golgi vesicle-mediated transport. Gene Ontology annotation, molecular function: identical protein binding.